AUGACCCGCCGCGUGGCCGUGAUCGGAGGCGGCAGCUCCGGGCUGGCCUCCAUCAAGACCUGUCUGGAUGAGGGGCUGCAGCCCGUCUGCUUCGAGAGCAGCGACGACAUCGGAGGCCUGUGGAAGUUUAAGGAGAACCCAGAGGCGGACAGGGCCAGCAUCUACCAAUCUGUCAUCAUCAACACCUCCAAGGAGGUGAUGUGUUUCAGUGACUUUCCCAUCCCUGCACACUACCCCAACUACAUGCACAACUCCCUCAUCGUGGACUACUUUCGGAUGUUCGCUGACCGCUUCCAGCUCACCCGGCACAUCCGCUUCAACACCAAAGUCUUGCAGGUGAAGCAGAGGUCGGACUUCUCUCGCUCCGGCCAGUGGGACGUCGAGACGGAGAACAAGGACGGCGAAAAGGAGAAACACAUUUUUGACGCCGUGAUGAUCUGCAUUGGACAUCACUGCCACCCCAACCUGCCGCUGCACGACUUCCCAGGAAUCGACUCGUUCACGGGAAAGUUCUUCCACAGCCGAGACUACAAGACCGCCGACGAGUGGAGGCACAAAAAGGCCGUCGUGAUCGGGAUAGGAAACUCUGGAGGGGACAUCGCGGUGGAGCUGAGCAGAGUCACCAAGCAGGUGUACCUGAGCACUCGGAGGGGGGCCUGGAUCCUAAAUCGAGUCUCGGACAACGGUCUUCCCCGAGACAUGCUCAACACCAGGAUGGCUAUAUUUAUGCGCCACGUCCUUCCCUUUGGAUUGAGCUGCGGCGCGGCCGAGAGGAAGGUCAGCCGGAGAUUUGAUCACAGUCUGUACAACUUGAAGCCGGCGCACAGGAUGUUCAGCCAACAUCCCACGGUGAACGACGAGCUCCCCAACCGCAUCCUGUCGGGGACGGUUCAGGUGAAGCCCAACAUCCGCAGGUUUCAGGGGUCCAGUGUGGAGUUUGAUGACGGGAGCGUCGUGGAAGACGUCGACCUGGUGGUGUUUGCCACAGGCUACAGGUUCUCCUUUCCAUUCCUGGCCUCGCAUGUGGUCUCGGUGUCCGAGAACAAAGCGUCUCUCUACAAGUACGUGUUUCCUCCGGAGUUGGACCGCCCCACUCUGGCUAUCAUCGGCCUGGUGCAGCCGCUGGGGGCCAUUAUGCCCAUCUCUGAGAUGCAGGCCAGGUGGGCCACGCGAGUCUUUAAAGGCUGCAUCAAGCUUCCCUCAGCUGCUUCCAUGCUAGAAGACGUCCAGUGCAAGCAGGAGACAAUGGCCAAAAGGUACGUCUCCAGUCAGAGACACACCAUCCAGGUGGACUACAUCUCCUACAUGGAUGAGAUCGCGGAGCUGGUGGGAGUUCGACCCAGCCUGCCCAGGCUGCUGCUGACCGACCCCCGGCUGGGACUGAAUUUGAUGUUCGGCCCCUGCACGCCGUACCAGUACCGUCUCAGAGGACCGGGGAAGUGGGCCGGAGCCCGGCAGGCCAUCUUCACGCAGUGGGAGAGAGUGGCUCGACCCAUGCAGACCCGACCCUGCCAUGACCCCAAACCCGAGAGGUCGUUGAAGUGGCUCCUGGUUGUGGCGGCUGCUGCCGUGGGCUUGGCUGGCUACGUCAACAGGAACGGCCUCCCAGCUCUCCUCCAGGACCCCACGGCCCUGUUGGACAAGAUCAAAGUCUACCUGCCCGCACAGUGA
Cyclopterus lumpus (lumpfish) is the source of this 1671-nucleotide messenger RNA. RefSeq names its product dimethylaniline monooxygenase [N-oxide-forming] 5-like. Bases 1 to 1671 code for a protein of 556 amino acids. Gene Ontology annotation, molecular function: flavin adenine dinucleotide binding; N,N-dimethylaniline monooxygenase activity; NADP binding. Lineage: Eukaryota; Metazoa; Chordata; Actinopteri; Perciformes; Cyclopteridae. The record is from RefSeq and is a predicted model, not a curated record. The transcript has 9 exons.